Messenger RNA from Nylanderia fulva, 1989 nucleotides. RefSeq names its product tetraspanin 6 (gene Tspan6). The record is from RefSeq and is a predicted model, not a curated record. NCBI's taxonomy places the organism in Eukaryota, Metazoa, Arthropoda, Insecta, Hymenoptera, Formicidae. Gene Ontology annotation, cellular component: plasma membrane.
CAGUUAAAUUCGAACCGCCGAUCGCGGUGCGUUGCGAACGAGUCCGUCCUGCCGAUCGGAAUCCCGGAUUCAUCCAUCGUCCUCGCACGGAACGGUUUCUCUUCUACGUGGCUACAGAAUUGGAAGGUCAAGAUGGGGUGCGGAAUGGGAGUGAUCAAGUACCUGCUCUUCAUAUUUAACUUUAUUUUUGUGUUAUGCGGUCUGGCCAUCUUAGUCCUGGGCGUUUUAGUGCAUUUAGGAGACAAGAACUAUUACAAUGCAAAUUUUCAAGAAAUCACUGGUAAUGUUACGUUCCCAGCGAUAACACUGAUCGUCCUCGGCACCAUCAUCUUUAUUAUCGCCUUCUUCGGAUGCUGUGGAGCGAUUCGCGAGAGUCACUGCAUGGUCAUCACGUUUGCGUCUUUACUUUUGACGAUCCUGAUCAUACAAGUAGCUGUCGCAAUCUACGCGUUUGUUGUACUGAAGGAUACCGAGGACAUCAAGUUUAAGGAAGUAUAUGGAAAAAUCUUCAACAAAUACAGCGACAGUACUGAGGACAAACACUUUGUGGAUUUCAUACAGCAGGAAUUUGAAUGUUGUGGUAUUAAUGAGCCCGGAGAUUACAGCAGAAUUCUUAAAAUACCUAUUCCGGGAAGUUGCUGCCAUAAAAAUGCAGACAACGAGACAUGUGGACAAUCUGAGGCUUACAAGAAAGGUUGCGCAGGGGAAUUACAAGAUCUCUUUAAAUAUGUAUGCGCGGGAUUAGGAGGCGCCGCUCUGGGUAUCGCUGCAAUUGAGUUGGUCGGCAUCAUCUUUGCGCUAUGUCUGGCAAAUUCCAUAAAGAACGCCGAACGCAGAGGCUACAGCGUGUAAAAGUGGAACAUCGCGAAGGAUACAGCUUUAAGCGGGAAGCUUCUUAAUACGCAACAACGUUCUUACCCAUCUACUAUCGUCAACGUAUAUUCGCCUAUAAGAUGUGAUAAAGUAUUUACGUUUUACAUUCAGAACAGGUAAAAUUAAAUUACUUUUUUUUUCCAAACGGAAAGGAAGUGAGGAGCAAAGUGCCUCUUUAUGUUUCCUUUUCGAGUCUCUUCGCGUGUCGCCAGUCGUGACUAAAGCAUAAAGAUAAUAUAUUUUCAAUAAAUAUAUUUUUAUUUUUAACUUUAGGAAUUCUAUAUUAGGAAUCUAAUGUGGAAUUCGACACACGAUUUGGCAAAUGUUACCGUAAAGGCUCUGAAAUCAGUUUUUUUUGCGAAAACAGUUUUUUUUAUACUAUUAUAUAUAUUUUGAUACGAUAUCGCUUUGACUCACAUUUAUACUUGUUCUCGAUAAAAAUUUAAAAAAUACAAAAAAAGUCUGAUGAGUAAUUGUGUGGAGAUCGUUCUGCAUAAUGAUUAGUUUGAGUUGAAAUAAUAAUACUUUGUAUAUCCAGUACUGAGGAGCGAUACUAUUUUACAAAGUUAACAUUACAGAGAGAUUUUCUUAUAUGGUAAAAAUUUAUUAAUAAACUACAAGAUCGUACCUGCAGAAAAGAUCAUUUAAAUAUCGUUAAAAAACACGAAGUUGUCGUCUUUACAUAAAAUCCACUUUGUUUGUACAGCACACAGUAUAUACGGAUAUUGUCUAUAUACAUCUAUAUGUACUUUUUUCUUAUAAUAAAAGCUACUUUAUCUAUAAGAGAUCCCAUCGCCGUGUCUGUGCGCGACAAACAAACGAAAAAGGACGUUUAUACAACAGUAUUUUAGCGAUAGACGCGGCGAUAAAGUGUAUAUAAAAGCUGGGCAUACUAUAUACAAAAAUUAUUCUCAAAUAAAGUUGUUAAAUUCUCAUAGAUUACAUAGUCAAACUUAUUACAUUAUGCGUGUCAUAUAUUUAAUUAUAUAUUUCACGUUUUCGAUAUAAUGUAUAAACGUAUCCGCGAUUAGCGGAUUACUUUCGUUGUAAGACAAAACUACGUGCCCAGUUUUGUACAUCAGUUAAAUAAACAUCACAACAAAAGAUAAAGAUUCA